This is a messenger RNA of Nipponia nippon (crested ibis), 405 nucleotides long. The record is from RefSeq and is a predicted model, not a curated record. NCBI's taxonomy places the organism in Eukaryota, Metazoa, Chordata, Aves, Pelecaniformes, Threskiornithidae.
UACCGCCGCCGCUGGGACGCCGCCUUCCGCUCUUACCUCACCCGAUUGGACGCCCGCAAGCCCGUGGCGCUUUGCGGCGACCUCAACGUCGCCCACGGCGAAAUCGAUCUGCGGCACCCCCGCGCCAACCGGCGCUCGGCCGGCUUCACGGCGGAGGAGCGGGAAGGCUUCGGAGCGCUGCUGGACGCCGGCUUCCUCGACUCCUUCCGCCAUCUUUAUCCCGACGUUCCCCACGCGUACACGUUUUGGACGUAUUUGGGCGGGGCCCGGGAGCGCAACGUCGGCUGGCGGUUGGAUUAUUGCGUCAUCUCGCGCCGCUUGGAAGGGGCCCUCUGCGACAGCAAGAUCCGCAACCGCGUCCUGGGGAGCGACCAUUGCCCCGUCGCCCUCUACCUCGCCCUAUAG